Molecule: messenger RNA, 201 nt
Organism: Parnassius apollo (apollo)
Lineage: Eukaryota; Metazoa; Arthropoda; Insecta; Lepidoptera; Papilionidae
Source: the annotation of a GenBank genome assembly
AUGAAAGGUUUCGGCGGAUGGUCGGCCCCAUUUAGCGAAGUGCAGCUCAAUCAUUAUAAGGAGUCGUGCAACACGACGGUGGUGGCAGAGUGCGUGAGGUAUGGACAACGGGCUCGAGUUGAUCGCACUGCACUGCGACUGCAUCCUAGGCUAACUCACGCCCUCGCUACUGCAUUUUGCCAUAAAAUAAAAACGUUUUAA